AUGGAAAAAGAUAAAAUCAUUCAGGAAAGGCUGAAAGCUGCUCAGAGUCGCCAGAAAUCUUAUGCGGACAUUCGUCGAAGAAAAUUGGAAUUCAAAGUAGAUGAUUGGAUGUUCUUGAAGAAAGUGGUUGGAGACCCAUCCACCAUCGUGCCAAUCGAGGCUAUCGAGGUCAAUGAAAAGUUAUCAUAUGAUGAAAUUCCGGUCGCUAUUCUUGAUAGGCAAGUCCGAAAAUUGAGAAACAAGGAAGUUGCUUCAGUUAAAGUGCUAUGGCAAAGUCAACAAGUCGAGGAAGCCACGUGGGAAGCGGAAAGUGAAAUGAAAGAAAAAUAUCCCCAUCUGUUUGAACAAGUCUAG
Nicotiana tabacum (common tobacco) is the source of this 354-nucleotide messenger RNA. Lineage: Eukaryota; Viridiplantae; Streptophyta; Magnoliopsida; Solanales; Solanaceae. The record is from RefSeq and is a predicted model, not a curated record.